Molecule: messenger RNA, 513 nt
Organism: Prorocentrum cordatum
Lineage: Eukaryota; Dinophyceae; Prorocentrales; Prorocentraceae
Source: the annotation of a GenBank genome assembly
AUGGAGGGGCUGACCGAGGGCCGCGGUCUUGGACCUCACGUUGACGCAGCGCAGUGGAAGACAAGGUUGAAGAAUGCCACCGAUGACGAGAAGCCAAUUUCCACGGAAGCGUUCGUGGAGGGCAUCAACGGCCAGAACCUCGGCUAUAUGGUGGUGAAGCGUUCGGCCAUGGAGAGUGUCGCGCACCGGGACAUGAACUCACGCCUCGGGCUACUGCUGCCGAGUGGCCCGCUGAAGGAAGCUCCGAUUAAGGUGAUGUCGAGUUCGGUCUGCCUGCCGCGCAGCAUCGACGCCUUCGGCGAGUGGCCAGGCUGCCAUGGCGUCAUCCGCCGCGAUCGCAAGCAGGGCCGCUGCGCAAGUUGCCGGGCGUUCGCCGCCCUCUCUUUGCUGGAUUGCAGGCUCUGUAUCAAGACGCAGGGAAUGUUCAACGGUGUUCGGGGGCAUUUGAGACGGGCGCACGCUACUUCCUGUAUCUGCGAACGCGACGGAUGUCAGCCCAGAAGUCCAGCAUAA